Molecule: messenger RNA, 447 nt
Organism: Bipolaris maydis ATCC 48331
Lineage: Eukaryota; Fungi; Ascomycota; Dothideomycetes; Pleosporales; Pleosporaceae
Source: RefSeq, a predicted model, not a curated record
ACCGCAUUCUCGCGGCGGCACAACCUGUACUUUCUUGCCGCCACAGAUACUUUACACGUCUAUCAACCAAGUUUUCCGGAUCAAAAUUUGACUAAGGAGCCCGACCUUGUCCUUCAUCCACCCAAGACUGGCCAUCGAGGGCAAGGUAUCGAUCCCUGGGAGCCUCAUUCCAUCAACCGCGUUCUUGUUGAAUACCUUGGUAAUGAAGAAGUUCUUCUUGUCACCUGCGAUGAUGGCGAUGUAACCGGCUAUCGUACCGAAGCAAUCUACCGAGCUUUGCAACGACGAAGCAAUCAAGAUGAGUCUGCUAGCAAGGAUGACGUUCACAUCUUCCUCCAUCGAAACGUUGGCGCUAGCGCGUGGGGCUUAGCUGUGCAUCGAGAGGCUCGGAUCAUUGCCAUUAGCGCGAACACGUAUCAAAUCACUGUCAUUGCAUACGCGCUCGUA